Messenger RNA from Eucalyptus grandis, 916 nucleotides. RefSeq lists its product as uncharacterized. The record is from RefSeq and is a predicted model, not a curated record. NCBI's taxonomy places the organism in Eukaryota, Viridiplantae, Streptophyta, Magnoliopsida, Myrtales, Myrtaceae. The coding region runs from base 175 to 624 and encodes 149 amino acids. The transcript has 2 exons.
CCUAAUUCCAUCCACAGGCUCCUCACUGUCCUUUCCCCUUCCUCCUUUGCUUUCGCUCAUGAACCACUCCAUUGACUGUCGCUCAACUAAUUAUCUCCAAGUUCCCCAAAAGCAAAAGGAAGGCUGAAUUUCAGAAUUUGGAAAGGGAAAGUGGGGGAUUCGAUCAGGGGAGGAAUGUCGGAUUGGGGCCCCGUCUUCGUGGCCGUGGUGCUGUUCGUGCUGCUGACGCCGGGCCUGCUGUUUCAGCUGCCGGGCCGCCACCAGUUCGUGGAGUUCGGGAAUUUCCAGACGAGCGGCGCCUCGAUCAUGGUCCACUCGCUCCUCUACUUCUGCCUCGUGUGCGUCUUUGUUCUGGCCCUCAAGGUUCACGUGUAUCACAGAGACGCGUGCGCGCGCAGAGAGAGACCGAGAGAGAUGGCGGAUUGGGGGCCGGUGGUCAUAGCGGUGGUGCUGUUCAUACUGCUGAGCCCGGGGCUACUGUUUCAGCUGCCGGGGAAGAUGAAGGCGGUGGAGUUCGGGAACAUGCAGACGACCGGGGCCUCCAUUCUCGUCCACACCAUCAUCUUCUUCUGUCUCAUCACCAUCUUCCUCAUCGCCGUCGGCGUCCACAUCUACACCGGAUAGUUUUAUUUUCUCCUAUGACGGUUGUUUCGAUUGGUUUGAUGUUUUGUUUUGAUUCUGUUCCACUUCGUUUGGUUUUUUGUUGGGUUUUUUUGCUUGAUUCUAGUCAAGUGUACCUGAGUGACGAAGAUGCUAUGAUAAGAUCUGCUCUUUCCAGGUUCCUGCUUUUUCUUCGGCCGAUGCCAGAGGGAACGCUAGGGAUCUUCUCUUGAUAGUUUUCUUUCCUAUGCCAUCACCCUCUGAAUUGUAACUCCCAGACAAUAUAUGACAGUGCACACAUAUGACUACUGAUUCA